Lodderomyces beijingensis is the source of this 4389-nucleotide messenger RNA. Lineage: Eukaryota; Fungi; Ascomycota; Pichiomycetes; Serinales; Debaryomycetaceae. The record is from the annotation of a GenBank genome assembly.
AUGGGUGACAUUGUUUCCGAGAUUCCAGGGGAAGAACCGACAAAAUUGACAGCAGAGGCGCUUCGCAAACAAGAGGAACAGGUGAGCCAACAACUCCAGCAGCUCCAGCAGCAAGGCCAGCAGAGGAAGGCAGAACGGCCGCCGGUGGAGCCGCACGGGACAUUGCAGGUUCGGCAGGCUCAGCAUGGGUCGUUGCCAAACUCUAGAAAGGGCAGCAAUGCGUCGAGCAAGGGCCGAAGCUCCUAUGCGAGCGUUUCCACUACUUCGUCGCUUUCAACGAGUCGACAUCCGUCGCUUUUGCGGGCGCAGACGUCCAAUAGCAUACCCACGAUACCUUCGCAUCUGCAUGUAAAACGGUCAUUGAGCAACGGCAACAACGAAACGCCCCAGUCGCCCGCUGCUCCUUCGGCAAGUGGCGUGCCCGGAAGCCCCACUCAUGCACCGCACCACCCCUCGGUUAGCCGGUCUCCCAGUGGAGGAUCGGUUAUCCGAUCAAGAUCCAGGCUGCUCAAUCAGCCGUCGUUGCACCAGCAAAAUGCCCAGUAUUUUGCGCAGGAAAAGUCCUACUUGCGAAAGAUUAAGAACCAGACCGUCGACGACUACUAUACGAAAGGCAUCACCGGCGCCGACGACGGUAAUAGGAGCAUUGCCGAAGAAGACGAAGAUGAGUUUGAAGAUUACGAAAGCGGAUCGACCGAUGGCGGCGAUAGCGCAUUGUUGGCGUCGAUUGACGAGGACAAGUACCAGAUCGACUAUAGCAUGGCGGUGUCGUUGAUGAAAAACUCGAGCGUCAACUUGAAGAAAAUCACCAACUUCCGCAAUGAAGAAACCGAUGAUCCGGGGGUCAUUGAGAGACUCGAUUGGCAAUCGAUGCUAUCCUCGGUUCUAACUGGUGAUGUUGUUCGCUCGGAAAAGACCAAAAUCAUCAACAAUAACAACCCAGAUAACCCACUCGAGGGCUAUUUCCAUGCGGCCUUCAAGGAAAAUAUCUGGUUUGGGAUACGCGCCAAGAUCUUCAACAGAACCGAGGAUGAUCAACGGAAAAUCGUAGCUUAUAGGAGAACUUUGGUGGAGCAACUCAUUGAGGACAUUAUGCAGUUUGAAGUUAGCUACGACGACCCAACUGGGAACCCGAUUCGUGCUCAAGUUGAGCUUAUACUUGAUCGGUAUGACGAAGCUUGCAAUUUAUGGAGGAAUUUGGCCGAAAUGCGCAAUGACAAGCCCGCUUGCCGCAAUGAAGAGUUUGAAAAUAGAGUUGAUGCAUUGACAGCAUGGCUCACCAUCACUGAUGCCAUCAAUCGAGAAACUCAGACCUUGAGAAUUUGGAUCGGGAACGAUGAGUUGGACAUUACCAAGUCCCCAGUUGACACCACUCCGCAAUCGGGACUAUCGUCGCCUUCGAGUAGCAAGAUUGUCAAGAAAAUCUUUGACGAAGAUAAUAAAUCAUUGGCUGAGCGGUUGAUGAAGGAGAAAGAUGUCCAUACCAUUUUUAGAAAGCGAAUCUUUAAGCCCAUUGCACCAUGGAUGAUAAAGUCGAAGGACACCUACAUUCGAUUAGGCAGCAUGUUUGAAAUCAUGAAGUUGCCCGAUUAUUUGCACGACUUGAUCCAGAUUUGCAUCGUUCCUAUGAAGUUGAUCAAGGAGAUCAUUAUUGUGCGAUUAGGUUAUGCGGUCAAGCUCCAAAACCCAACGUUGAUGAUGAUUGACCAGAUGCUUGAAGAUGUCAAAUCUUACAUCACGAUUGCGUUGGAGGUGAAGCUGGGGAUCCAGCAGUACAAAAAGCCCGAUCCUGCCAACAACUGGAUGUUGGGAGACUUGUUUGAUGCCGAAAUUGCCGACUUUGAUAGUGUCUUGCUUCGGUCGAUCCGAUACUACUUGAGCUUAUUGAACAAGAAGUUGUUAGAUAGUUCAAGAUCUCCAACAAACUUUAGAACAUUCAAAGAGCCGGAGGAACUAGAAGAGGCAUGGCAUUUUCUCAAAUCGCUCGGCUACUACAUUGAUGGAGGAUCCGCGGUGGUGGCUGAAGAAGUUGCCUCGUUGACACUGCGAUUGAACCAUAGGCUUUUGGUUUAUUUCAAUCAUUCAAUCAGAAGCCCCUCGUCCAGCGGGGUGCACCAGGAUUUGACGCGAUGGUACAGUUCCACUUUAGACAAUUUCGGUCAACUACGCCGUAAAUUGGCUAGAUUCACCGGUGAUAUUUCGAGAUCAUUUACCAACUCGUUUGUGUUUGAGAUACCGCCCUCGUCACUGCAGAACAAUACCAAACUCUUGCUCGACAUUUUGAGAGCCACGAAUCAUUUCUUGGUCUAUACAAAUACACUUGAGUCGCAAGGCACCUAUUUCUUUGCCAGUGCCGAGCUCACCGGUAAUGAUGUGCAAAUAUUGAAAAUCUUGAGUGGAGACUAUGUUGGUUUGGAACCAAACGCAAAGCAUUUGUCGUUUACCGAACUACUUAGAGUGCUUCAAGCCUCCAGCGAUGGCGAUGGCUAUAGAGAGGAGAUUGUUGAACGAGAUCCAACAAGGCAUGGUUAUGUUUUAGCGCUUUGCCCUCAAAAGCCAAUUGUAUGGGAAGGAGCUGUUGUCAAUGUGAGCAUUGAAUCUGUACCCAUCACCGAUUUGAAAAAUGGCCAAUUAUUGGUGGUUGCCAAGGUGCCAAGCAACGAAAUGCACGUUAUUCAGGAUAAAUUCUUGGACCUUGUUAGUGAUGUCUUUACGAUUGGCGGUGGCAUGAAGCCCGUUGAACAUCGAUGCUCGUUGACCAAAGUUCAUCAAGAGUUGUCCAAGACAAACAAGGCGUUUUUUCGGAUGAGUUUGUCGGUGUUGGACUCGGCCAGGAUUGCCCUAAAUCAGUUUAAGGAGUUGGACACAAGAGGCGAUUACCAGGCCGUGAUAAACAACUAUUUUGUAUUUGCUCGAGAUUAUGGGAAAAAUGCCGCGAGAAAUCUUGACUCCUACAGGAAAUCAUCGGUGAUUAUGAAGUUGAUCCAGUUGGCCAUUGACUGGGUGAAAUUUAUCUGUGACGACUGCGUUCCUACUGACAGAAAGACAUUUAGAUGGUGUGUUUUAGCAUUGGAGUUUGCCAUGGAUAUGACUAGAGGCGUCAACAUCUUAUUCUUGAGCGAUGAACAGUUUAGCAAGUUGAAAGUGAAAGUUGCUAGAUGCAUGUCCUUGUUGAUAUCGCAUUUCGAUAUCAUGGGAGCAAGGUCGAGUGAAGCUGAAAAGAACAAGUUGUUGAAAUGGUCUUCUCAAAGACAAAACAUUGAAAACUCACUGAAUGAUGAGUAUGCAUAUAAGCUCUACCACGACGAGCUCAUGGAGCAGAUUGACGAGAUUGAAAAAUACCGAGCAUCGCUUCUGACAGAUCUCCAGUCCGCUGGAAAAGUCAUUGACAAUAGCGAUCUGGAGUACCAAUUUGUCACCUUGUUGGCGUCUUCCUUCUCGAGUGUGUCUAUUCGUUGGCAAAAGGGGAAAUACAUCGGUGGCGGUACAUUUGGCCAAGUGUUUUACGCUGUCAAUUUGGACACUGGUGGAAGCAUGGCGGUAAAGGAGAUUCGAUUCCACGAUAGUCUGUCGAUCAAACAAGUGGUGCCGCAAAUCAGAGAAGAGAUGACCGUUUUAGAGAUGUUGAACCACCCAAACGUUGUUCAGUAUUACGGUGUCGAGGUCCACCGAGACAAGGUCUACAUUUUCAUGGAGUUCUGCGAAGGUGGAUCAUUGGCAAGCUUGUUGACCCACGGGAGAAUCGAGGACGACAUGGUGGUGCAAGUUUACACGUUCCAAAUGUUGGAAGGUUUGGCCUACUUGCACCAAUCGGGUGUCGUUCACAGAGACAUCAAGCCAGAGAAUAUCUUGCUUGACCAUAAUGGUGUGAUCAAGUACGUCGAUUUCGGUGCUGCCAAAGUCAUUGCCAAUAGCGGACGAACUAGAGCAUCAACACAGUCGAUGAGACCUACUUCUGCUGCUGCUGCUGCUGGUAGCGGCGGCGGUAAUCAACAAAAUUUGAAUUCCAUGACAGGAACACCAAUGUACAUGUCUCCCGAAGUAAUCACCGGUGCGUCAACAGACCGCAGCGGAGUGGUGGAUAUCUGGUCUUUGGGAUGCUGUGUUUUGGAAAUGGCAACGGGCAGAAGACCCUGGGCUAAUCUCGAUAACGAGUGGGCAAUCAUGUACCAUAUCGCUGCGGGACACAAGCCUCAAUUGCCAGCACCGGACCAGUUGAGUGCAGAAGGUAGACGGUUUAUUUCAAGGUGUCUUGAACACGAUCCAGCAAAGAGACCUAGUGCCGUUGAGUUAUUGAAUGAUCCCUGGAUGUUGGCGAUCAAACAGGUUGCUUUUGGGCCUUCAUCGGAUCUCAGCACACCAUCGUCUGAAAACGGCAGUAUCAUUUGA